CUUGUGCUUUGCACCCCGCGGCGGCUGAGAACCUUGGCGGCUGCAGAGCCGGCAGCGCAGGCGGACGGAGCGGAGCUGCCCGGCCCGGUGACGGGCGAUGCCCCCGUGAGCAUCUCUCGCUGCCCCUCCCCGCCCCGCGCCCCUACCUCAUCAGAGUCCACCGCCCGCCUGGGACCGGGCCGCGCCUACCGCCGGGUCCGCGGGGCGGGGUCCAGGGGCAGCACCUGCCCCGCCUUGCAGAGCCGCCUCGGCCAACGGAGACCCCUCCCUAUCUGGACCCUGGCCCCACCCCAGACACUUCUGGCCUCUGGACAUUAAUUGGAUUUUACUCUGCAGAACUCAGGGCUGAGCUAUUCCUUUCUGGGCUCCCCCUACCCCAAACCAGAGUCUUAUCACAUCACCUCCUCCUGGGAGCUACCCUGAUUGCCUUCGCCUCCUUUCUUGGAAACUGGUGUCUCAGAAGUUAACUGAAGCCUGUGUCAAUGCCCUAGGGGAGUGUGGUUGGGAGGGGCACAGCCCCCUGGGAUGCGGAGCACCACGCACAGAUUUGUCAGUUCGGCACUUUCAUGCGCACUGGUUCCAUCCCUACAACACUCCCAUGAGAGUUGCCUGAGGCCCUGCCGCCCCUUCGGACCAUGUUUAACGGGGAGCCAGGCCCGGCCUCGGCCGCAGGCGCCAGAAAUGUGGUUCGGAGCUCCAGCAUCAGCGGUGAAAUCUGUGGAUCUCAGCAGGCAGGGGGCGGGACCGGGACCACCACCGCCAAGAAGCGGCGCAGCAGCCUCGGGGCUAAGAUGGUGGCCAUUGUGGGCCUGACCCAGUGGAGCAAGAGCGCACUGCAGCUGCCCCAGCCUGUUAUGGAAUCCGGCUGUGCUCAGAGCAGUGGGCGACCCACCUUAUCACAUGCAGUCACCUGGACCCUGCGUCACAGACCCCCCAACCCGGACCUCCUCACCGUGGCAUCAGCCCAAACACCAGCUGAAGGGGCCACCAAGAAGCUGCGCAGCAACAUCCGGCGGAGCACGGAGACGGGCAUCGCCGUGGAGAUGCGGAGUCGGGUCACACGCCAGGGCAGCCGCGAGUCCACCGACGGGAGCACCAACAGCAACAGCUCGGACGGCACGUUCAUCUUCCCCACCACCCGGCUUGGGGCCGAGAGCCAGUUCAGCGAUUUCCUGGAUGGGCUGGGACCAGCCCAGAUUGUGGGGCGACAGACGCUGGCAACUCCACCAAUGGGGGACGUGCAUGUUGCCAUCAUGGACCGGAGCGGCCAGCUGGAGGUGGAAGUGAUCGAGGCUCGGGGCCUGACCCCCAAACCUGGUUCCAAAUCCCUCCCAGCCACCUAUAUCAAGGUUUACCUGCUUGAGAAUGGGGCCUGCCUGGCCAAGAAGAAGACAAAGGUGGCCAAGAAGACCUGUGACCCCCGGUACCAGCAGGCUCUGCUCUUUGACGAGGGGCCGCAGGGCAAGGUGCUGCAGGUGAUCGUCUGGGGAGACUACGGCCGCAUGGACCACAAGUGCUUCAUGGGCAUGGCCCAGAUCAUGCUGGACGAGCUGGACCUGAGUGCCGCCGUCACCGGCUGGUACAAACUCUUCCCCACAUCCUCCGUGGCAGACUCCACACUCGGAUCCCUCACCAGGCGCCUCUCCCAGUCCUCCCUGGAGAGUGCCACCAGCCCCUCAUGCUCCUAAGGACCUCAGGAAGAGGCUGGGGUGCCUGCUGGCACCUCUCCUCCUCCCCUGUACAUAGUCUCACGUCUUUCUGGCCCCUCGCCCUGCUGCAUGCCUGUUGGCUACUGGGCACGUCCCAGCUGGCAGUGGAGAGUGUAGUCUGUGUGUGUGUGUUUGUGUGUGUGUCCGUGUGUGACCAUGUUAUAUGUGUUCACUUCUCUGGGUACCGUCAGUCUUGGUGACCACAUGGGCUGAAAUCCAUGUCCCUCUGUGUCUCAUUGACAAGAAACCUAAGUGAGUGUUGUGUGGACAUGACCCCCCCCCCAGGCCAGGGGUAGAAGAGGGAGACGUGGCCCGGCCUGGUCCUGUGCUGGGGCAGAGCCCCCCUGUGCCCGCCUGUGCCUCUCGGUGGUCCCUGCUGAGUUUCCUGUCUUGUUCUUUGUUGCCUCUCCCAACACUGCUGCUUUUUUUGAGGAAUGUAGCAUCCACUGCGGCUGGCCACACUGAGGCCCCUCUGGGAACCGUGAUGCCUCUCCUCCCACCCAGCGCUCUGGCAGCUCUUCCCACCGAGUGCACCUGCAGCAUAAGGCAUGCUUGUCUAGUGCCCUGGCCAGGGCCCAGGGAGCAAAGAUGCCUGGGGAGCUGAGGGCUUGGAGACUGCUGCCUCCCUCGGCUGGAGCCACCUCCUUCCUACAAGCAAGACAGGAGGAGGUCUGAGUUCCCAGGGUUGCUGGCCAGAUACCUUAGAGGGAAGUUCCGCUACCUCCCUUAGCACUGCCCUUCACCUCUUAUCUCCCUCCACGCCAGCUCACUCUGACAUGCUGAAGGAGCUCUCCCAGUGGACACAGGAGGCGUGGGCGGAGCCUCUGAACAUCCAGGAGGCGGCCCUCAGAGGGGAUGUAAUCUGCCAAAGCAGACAGUCCUCCCCAGGCUGUGAGGGUGGCCCUGUCCCCAGCAGGGCUCCUCCAGCUGGAGCCUGGUCUGCGAGGGGUGCUGAGGGGGGCUGUCUGCUGCGAGAAGAAGGUGAGGGUUGACAGGCUCGAGCCACUGCUGAGAAUCCUGUCUGACAUGUGGGGACUGGCUGCCUGAAGUUAACCGUUUAGGGCUGUACUUUUUGUUCGUGUCUAGGCCAGAGUUGCUGUCUGGGAGACUCAUGUGGGCCCCAGCAUCCUGGCUCGACUGCCACUGUCACCAGCUCUGUACAAGCAAUACUCGCCUCCCCGCUCCUGCAUUCCGCUGCCCUCUGGAGAGCAGCCUAGGCACCUGCCCUGCCUCUGCUGUCACUCCACCCACCCGGAUGGAGCGUCCGAAGCUGCUCAGACUCUGACUUGAUCUGACAGUGGGGCCCUGCGGGUGGGGCCAGUGCCUGGACCUUGUGAGGUGUCUGCUGGGAACCCUGGAGUCCGGCUCAGGAAUGCUUAAGUCUGUCCCUUUCCCCACCUCAGGUCCAGGGUGAAAGGUGAGAGGCAGCCCAGGAGAUGGAUACAGCAGCCCUGGGGGCCGUGCGGUGGGGGGCGAGCUCUCUGUUUCUUCCCCAGGCGUCACCCCCCCCCCGUGCUGCAGUGACUCUAACCAGGCCACCUGCCGGAGGGGCUACCCAGGGACAGCCCAGAGUCUCAGAGCCGGAGUGCUCGAGCCAUUUGUGACCGAAAAGGGACAGGCCUGGAGGGGGACUGUGAGAAGGGUAGGGGGGCGGAGGCUCUCUGGAGACACAGCCAUCACCGCCAAAGGGCCUCCUGUUGGGGCAGGAUCCACAUUAGGCUGAAGCCGGAGCCCAGUGUUUUUCCUCCAAACACCAAGGGGCAGAAACCGGGCCCCCGUUGGUCCUGCCCGCAGACAGAGUAGGUGAUACGAUGAGCUCCUGGGCUUCGGUCUCCUGCCUGAGCCUCCGCUCUCAUAUCAAAGACGAGAAGCGUCGUGUGCAUGGAAGAGAGGGGAGGCCACGGGGCCCUUUUCUCUUUCUGCAGAAACUCUCCCAUUGUCGCGGCUGGCUGGUGCACGCAUUUCUCAUGUUUCUCGGAGGGAAGCAAAGGGCUCUGUGCUCUCGGGUCCGAGGGUGGGGAAGGGGAGGCACCUUUCUCACAGGACAUUUUAUGUCCUGUCCGUGAUGCAUACACCUCCGGAGAGGUCACCCUCGAGUGGGUGUGAAAAUACACCCGGGGUGGUGGGAUUAUUAGUGACAGUGCAGGCAUCAGCUGAUGUCACACUGAAUGGUUGAUCCAUGCAGCCACACCUGGGCUGGGGAGGAACAUCACCCUCUUCCUCAAGGGGGCCCAGAGAGGCCAUGAGAGAAGGUGGGAGCUGCCUGCAGAGAGGCCGCUGCCCCUGGCCUGGGGGACGAGGGAGGUCGGUUAGCACUGGGAAGUUCCAGCCAGAGGCAGGGCGACAUGGGUUGCUAACUGAGCUGCCUGCAGUCCCCAGCUACCAAAACCCCAGGGGUUGGGCUACUCCACAAUUCCACCUCUAAUGGGAAGUAAUUUCCUUGCAAGUUGAUGCUGGGAAUGAGUCUGUUUAACCCUUUGCAUCAAGUAAGUGACUAAUCCCCACUGGAUUUUCCCCCAGGAGGGCAAAGUUGUGUGAGGCUGCUGUAUGUGUGUGAUGGUGACUGGCUGGAUAUAAGGGUCUGUUCCUCAGCAUCCUGGACGCAGGGGGCCUGCCUGAGAAGCCGCUGGGACGUGAGCCUGUCCCAGAAGAGGGGGGAGCUCAAGCGUCACUCCUGGCCACCCCUGGGGUGGGGAGCAUCUCUUCUUUGAGGAGGGGACGGUGGGGUAGGAAGGAAUGUGACCUCCCAGGUUUCUCCCUAACCUGGGACCCAACUCACUGCCAGGGGCAGUAUCUGGUCCAAACGCCCCCUUAGCCCAGGUGGAACUCGGAGCUGAUUACAGACUGGGGCUCUGUCCUUCCGUCUUCCUCUGCUCUGGCAGGAUCCGUGGAAGUUACAGCAGAGACAGAAAUGGCCCUGCAGCGAUGCCGGGCCGCAGGCAGGCCCCGUGACAAUGAUUCAGAGCAUCUGUCUUCACAUUUCGUCUCUGUUUGAUCUGUCCCACUUCCUUCAUAGACUGCUUCCCUACAGGGAAGUCUGUGAUGGGCCUUCGGUAUGAAUCAGGCUCCACUAAAUGGGCCAGGUCUCGGUUUGACAAGGGAGAUGUGAUCCUUCAGGGAAGAACCAUCUCCAGAACUGCUCCCCGUGCAGUCUCCUCCACCCCCCAGCUCUCCUAGGGAAGGAACACUCUGAGGCUCUUGGAGUGCACCAAGUCCCAGGCUGCACUCCUGGCAAGUCCAGGACUGGCCGAGGCAGAACCUAGGAGCUGCAGAGAGGGGGCACCUGUGUACCUCAUCACUCGUGGGAUCACUGCCCCUUGCAGCGCUGAGGUCCAGCCCCUUCUCCCAGGGGCAUCAAUGCCUGGGCUCUUCUUCACUGCCAGCCUUGAGGAGAGCAGAAGCGCCCCCUUUUGAAGACGACAGGACACUCCAAGAGUACUUUGAAAAUAAAAUGUAGCACAAUCUGACUGCGUUACAGGAGCCCUGGCACCCAACCAGGGUUCUUGCUCUUCACCCCGCUGCCCAGGAGACCUGUGCUCCUCCUCCCUACCCCCCCCCCAGGCCUCCACAGCUUCUAAUACCUCUGAUCCCCCAUCUUCCUUUGCCCAGAAAGUAGCAGGGCUUCUGUAAGGCUGCUGUUCUCUUUCUCUGAUUGCUCCCUGCACUGUGCAAACUCUGCAAAAAAUUGCUGCCUUUGUUUGAUAUUGUAAUGAGUUGUCCUUCACCUGGGUGGAGAGAGAUGGCACGUCACUCAAGGCCAGGGGGUGGUCCUGCAGUAUUUCUGCAGUGGCUGCAAGGAGAUGGAAAAGAAGAGGCCCGCUGCCCUGCCGACCCCCACCUUUCUCUUCCUCUGCUCAGUGUUUCCUCCACUGUCCUGACAUGUAAAGAGGGUCUUUAACAUGCUGCUUCCUGUACUGCAUUAUCUGUCACUGGAUGAUCGGGGGGAGAUGGGAAUGUGGACUCUUGUCCCCCACGUUCUCCCUCCAGUCUGCUUUCACUCAGGUCAGAAGAGAUUGGGGUAAAACAGCAAUCACGAGUCAAGGGCAGGGGAGCGCCUCCUGAUCAGGCGAGGCCUGAUGGGGGCUGGAUGGACCUGGUCUGGCUGGGAAAGGGUCAUUCUGAAAGCGUGCCUGAGCAUCUCAGAGCAAUGUCAGUGAUGCCAAAGAGAGCAACUUGGCCUCCUUGGGCACCAGUUCUGUGUAGGCCUGCCUGAGGGUAGGGCCUUGUUCUCUGACAAAGGGCUUAAUCUUUCCAUGUAGCAAAGCAACUCCCCCUCCCCCCAACCCUGAGCUCGGGCUUUUGUGGGCCCAGCGUGGCUGUGCCUGUGAGGGGAAACACACCAGAGAGAGAAACUGGCAUUCUCUCAGGGGCCUAGACAGGCCGGUGGGGCCGCCGGGAGGUGCUCAUUGAAAAGCGUAACUGCUUUGGCAAAACCCCCCAGUGCUCUGGUUGGCAACCUGGCCAGUGAGGUUGGGGUCUUGGGCUUCCCAAAGAGCUCACCCCAAUGCCAGGCAGGGCCCCUGGGACUGGGUUCCAGAGAGCUUGGCUAACAGAAAUGAGCCCUGGGAAUCCCAAGAGCAACAGAGCAUCCACCCCAUUGGUCCAUGGCCUGGACAGCUGGCAAUGGACCAUCAAAGGCUGUUACAUAAAGUUUGCCAGAAACAGUGCCCAUGUGCAAGACUCCUCACUCUUCUGUCUCCGCUUUCCCAGCUGCAAAGUCAGCGUGUUUGCUAGUGGUUCCAUGGUUCCCUCCAGGUUUUAAAAGUCUGAUCUGGAGCUGAUGAGGGUUGCGAGACUGGCGCACCUGGCACCUGGUUCCAUGGGCUGGUGUCUUCCGGCCCUGGGUGCAGGUCCCCAUCUGUCCAUGCCCAGUGCUGCUACUGGCAGGAACUCUCGGAAGCCUAGCAAAUGCUCCCACCUCUUUGUGGUUUAUUCUCUUAUUCUUGUGUCCUGAUGAGAGAUAAUUAAGAAGUGUCUACAGUGGACAAUCUUCAAGGUGCUGAUGUGAUGUUACCACCUCAGCUGCAUCCUGUGUAGGUCAGUAUCCCCGCCAGCAGACGAGGCUGGGCCAGUCCUCACUGCUGCUUCUAGAAUGACAUCAGUGGGAGAGUUGAACACUGGAAAAUUUUAAAGGAAAUGCUCUCUGAUGCAUGGAGGGAGGGAAUUUAUUUCCCGUUCAAGUAUUUUGCUUCUUAAAACCACUCCUCUCUCCAGAAUGCCUUUUAGCAAACAUGUCAGCAGGCAGAGUGACUGCUUCCAUAGCAAAAGUUGGCCUGAUUGUUCUAUCCACCCCUUUAGAAUAUAAAUUCGCAGGAGGCAGGAACCCUUUUUUUUUUAGAAUAUCCAAAUGCAUCCCACAAAAAAAGAGAUAGCUGAUAGGGACUGACAAGCACACUGUUCAGGUAAGAAGCAAUUAGCUUUUGACAUCUGUGCUCUAUACAUUUUCUGUGUGCAGCGUCUUUCCAAACUGGUUGCGGCUCCUGGGGGGUAGGUGGACAGCUGGGAAGGAUUUGCUGGCCGUUUGUACAAUGUUCUUGCCAAUUCCCUUGAGGAGAAAAUUCUUCACAUGGCUUCUGCAUGUACAGUAUUUGAGCAGCGCAAAA
Molecule: messenger RNA, 7312 nt
Organism: Artibeus jamaicensis (Jamaican fruit-eating bat)
Lineage: Eukaryota; Metazoa; Chordata; Mammalia; Chiroptera; Phyllostomidae
Gene: RIMS3
Product: regulating synaptic membrane exocytosis 3
Exons: 11
Coding region: 636-1688 (350 amino acids)
Biological process (GO): regulation of membrane potential; regulation of synaptic plasticity; calcium ion-regulated exocytosis of neurotransmitter
Cellular component (GO): cytoskeleton of presynaptic active zone; presynaptic membrane
Molecular function (GO): small GTPase binding; transmembrane transporter binding
Source: RefSeq, a predicted model, not a curated record